AUGUAUAUUUACUUCACAGUUGUUUACCUCAUAUAUUCAUGUUACGAGCAUGGGAAGGCCUGGAAGGCGCUGUCGCUGGCGGAGAAGCGGCCGUUCGUGGAGGAGGCGGAGCGGCUGCGGGUGCAGCACAUGCAGGACCAUCCCAACUACAAGUACCGGCCGCGCCGGCGGAAGCAGGUGAAGCGCCUGAAGCGCGUGGAAAGCGGCUUCCUGCCCCACGGGCUGGCGGAGGCGCCGGGCGCCGGGCUGGCCAGCGAGGGCAGCAGGAUGUGCGUGGAGAGCCUGGCCCUGUCCUACCCGGAGCAGGGCUACCCCGCCGUGCAGAGCGCGCUGCCCCCGGCGCUGGGCCACUACCGGGACUGCCAGCCCCUGGCUGCCGCCUUCGACGGCUACAACCUGCCGACCCCGGACCCCUCCCCGCUGGACGCGGCGGAGACCGAGCCGGGCUUUUUCACGCCGCCCCUGCAGGACGAGUGUCAGCUGGCGCCCUACGGCUACCCCGCGGCCGAGUACCCCGCGCACGGGGCCGAGAGCCAGGCCAGCGCCGCGCUCCGCAGGCACCUGCCCCGCGCCGAGCCGCUGGGGCAGCUCAGCUCCCUGCAGAGCCUGCUGGGCUGCCAGGGCCCCCUGCACGCCUACUACGGGCAGCUGUGCCCGCCCGCCGGCCCGGCCCGCGCUCCCCAGCUCCCACCGCAGCCCUGCCAGCCCUCGCCGCCGCCCGAGGCGCCGCAGUGCAGGGAGUCGCUGGAGCACCUGUCGCAGGACGAGCUGCUGGGCGACGUGGAUCGCACCGAAUUCGAGCAGUACCUGCACUUCGCUUGCAAGCCCGAGCUAGGGCUCCACUUCCAGGGCCACGAAGCCGGCCUGCCCGCGCCAGACGCCCACGGGCCCAUCUCUUCGGUGGUUUCGGAUGCAAGUACUGCUGUGUAUUACUGCACUUACCCAGACGCCUAAGAGACACGGUCACUCCCAGCGCUCUCGCUGUGUGAAGUAGCUGGGAGUGUGUGGCGGACUCCCUGGUGAUGGGAAGCCUUGUACAGAAGGGUGUGUGCUUUGCUCCUAUUUAUGUAAUUUAUUGGAAUCUUCACUGGAGCUAUGGGACAGCCAACCUGGGUCGAAAAGUACUUAUCUGUUUGAGCUAAAACAUAUUUGUUAUAACAUACAGGUAAGGGUCUUCUAUGGCUGGCUGACCUGCAACUGGUUCAUCUGUUUUAUAUGUCAAUGUCUGUCUGUUUUGUAAGAGUAAUGAUAAAAGUGGUGCCUCUUGCCCACAAUGUUUUUAUAGUUAAACUUUUUAAA
Molecule: messenger RNA, 1299 nt
Organism: Terrapene triunguis (Three-toed box turtle)
Lineage: Eukaryota; Metazoa; Chordata; Testudines; Emydidae
Gene: SOX17
Product: SRY-box transcription factor 17
Exons: 2
Coding region: 1-954 (317 amino acids)
Biological process (GO): angiogenesis; heart development; positive regulation of transcription by RNA polymerase II
Molecular function (GO): DNA-binding transcription activator activity, RNA polymerase II-specific; RNA polymerase II cis-regulatory region sequence-specific DNA binding
Source: RefSeq, a predicted model, not a curated record